Messenger RNA from Chelonus insularis, 2232 nucleotides. RefSeq names its product E3 SUMO-protein ligase Su(var)2-10 (gene Su(var)2-10). Gene Ontology annotation, molecular function: SUMO ligase activity; zinc ion binding; transcription coregulator activity. The record is from RefSeq and is a predicted model, not a curated record. The transcript has 8 exons. Gene Ontology annotation, biological process: protein sumoylation; regulation of transcription by RNA polymerase II. The coding region runs from base 369 to 2099 and encodes 576 amino acids. Gene Ontology annotation, cellular component: chromatin. Lineage: Eukaryota; Metazoa; Arthropoda; Insecta; Hymenoptera; Braconidae.
CUGUUCGUAAGUGUCUAUGCAAUGUUAUACAUUUUUCUAUUAAAUUUCUCAAACUCGUCAGUCAUUGAUGACGAAAAGUAAUCAUCGGCAAUUAGAUAUUUUAGGAUUAUCUUUAGAAUAAUCUAUGUUGUGGUUUUUUAUACUGAUAGUGAAAGUGGCGUUUUCUGAUUAAUUGUGAAGAUAAAUAUAAAACAAUAAUCAAUGUACAAACUAUUUUUGAAUAUUUUAUAGUUAAAAGUUAAUUUGUUAAAAGUUUUAAUUUAAAAUAGUACUAUGAGGAUAUGAAUUUGAAACUUAUCUGCGUCAACUAGUUCAGAUAUCUGUUGAUAAUUUUUGGUUAGGAUCAAUCGAGUGGAAAUGUAUAAAAUAUGGUAUUGAGUUUUCGGGUAUCUGAGCUUCAGAUGCUUUUAGGUUUCGCAGGCAGAAAUAAAUCUGGUCGUAAAAACGAAUUACAAACACGUGCAUUAGAACUUUUGAAAUUGAGAUCUCAUCCAGUUCAACUCAAAAUCCGAGAACUUUAUAAAACAAUUCAAGCUGAUCAACUUGCAGCUCAUCAAAUGUACGGGCAGUCAGGUACCGGUAAUGAGCCACCCAUUGACCAGAAUAUUCAUCAGCGAAACGAUGAGUUGAGGUCAGGACAUAUGCAAGCAACAUGGAAUCGCGUAACACGUCGAGUACCUGGUCAACCUCAGCCACAACAACCUCCUACAUCAGCUGCUCCAUCCAAAGAUUUACCACCUGCGCAUCAAGCUUCUUUACCUCAAUCUCAAGUUGCUAGAACUCCGGUAUAUCAACAACAAUCAACUUAUCCUAAUAUUACAUCACAACGCUCAACUUCAAGUGUUUAUCCACAUUAUGCAUAUUCAAAGGUACUUCCUUCGCCACUCCAAAUCCAACAGCCAAAUCAGUACCCUGUUCAUCCAGAUGUGAGACUAAAAAAGCUGCCAUUCUAUGAUUUGCUUGGCGAGUUAUUGAAACCGUCAAGUUUAAUGCCUCAAGGCUCUAUGAGACUGCAAGAAAACACAUUCCAAUUUCAUCUGACACCACAACAAGCUGAUGAUCUUGCCAGCUCACGAGAUUGUCGACCAGGCAAUAGAAUGGACUAUGCUGUUCAAGUACAAAUGCGUUUUUGUUUACAAGAAACCUCUUGUGAACAGGAAGACUAUUUUCCACCAAGUGUAGGAGUUAAAGUUAAUGGAAAACCAUGUCCAUUACCGAAUCCAAUACCAACUAAUAAAACAGGAGUCGAACCUAAACGACCGCCACGGCCGGUGAACAUAAGCCCCUUAGUAAAAAUAUCUCCAACAGUUGCCAAUCAUAUUCAAAUAACUUGGUCUGCUGAUUACGGAAGAAGAUAUGCCAUAGCAGUUUAUCUUGUUCGGAAGUUAACUAGCUCAGAAUUGUUGAGCAGAUUGAAAGCUAAAGGAGCUAGACAAUCUGAUUAUACUAGAGGACUAAUCAAGGAAAAAUUAAGUGAAGAUGCGGAUAGUGAAAUAGCAACAACGUCGUUGCGAGUAUCUCUAGCGUGUCCACUUGGAAAAAUGAGGAUGACAACACCUUGUCGAGCAUCGACUUGUUCACAUUUACAAUGUUUCGAUGCUUCUUUAUUUUUACAAAUGAAUGAACGUAAACCGACUUGGAGUUGUCCUGUUUGUGAUAAACCUGCUCUCUAUGAUAAUCUUGAUAUAGAUGGUUAUUUUCAAGAUGUUUUGCAGUCAGAUAAAUUAUUACCUGGUGUUAAUGAAAUUCAAUUGCUGCAAGAUGGUUCUUGGGAGAAUUUAGUCUCUAAAAAAGAAAGAGAUAAAGACAGAAAAGACAGCAAAUCAGACUUAAAGUCGAAAGCAAAAGUUGAUGUAGAUACUGUUGAUUUAGAUGAAACGAAUCCGGUAGCUUCAACGCCUGAAAAGAAAAGUGCGUUGGUAAUCGAUUUGAUAUCGAGUGACGAAGAAGAACAAGAAGAACAAGAAAGUUCUAAUCAGUAUAAAAACUCUAAUAAUAAAAAUAAUACAACUGGUUCAUUGAAGAAAAGCCAAUCCAGCCAUAGUGCUAUUAGUAGCACAAGUGAAUUACCAGAAUUAAUGAUAAUUGAUCUAGAAUAACAUUUUCGAUUUGUAUACUUAUUGUUCAAUAGAGAUGUCACAAUAAGACAUUUUCUUUAUUUUCUUUCAUUAAAAAUUUCCUAAAUGUAUCUUUUUUAUUUUCACUUAUAUAAAUAAAAUUAUUGACACUUCA